ACCAUUCUGGUGGUGGCAGUGCCAGAGGGGCUGCCACUGGCGGUGACGCUGUCGCUGGCGUACUCGGUCAAGCAAAUGAUGAAGGACAACAACCUUGUCCGUCACCUGGACGCCUGUGAGACGAUGGGCAACGCGACGACCAUCUGCUCGGACANAGUCUUCAUUUGCGGCGUCUUCUACAAGAACCUCAACAAGCGGUACAUCGAGCUGCCCGGGGAAGUGGCCACCAUCCUCUCGCAGAACAUUGCCCUCAACUCCGCCUACACCAGUCGUCUGGUGAAGGACGAGAACAAGGUGAUCAAGCUGAUGGGCAACAAGACGGAGUGCGCCCUGCUGGUCUUCCUCUUCAAGGUGCACACCGACUACCGAAAGGUGCGCGAGGCGUACGAGUCCAGCAAGGACAUCCUCCGCAUCUUUCCCUUCAACUCGACGACCAAGCAGAUGCGCACCGUUCUCCGGCUGCCCGGAAAAGGGUACCGCCUGCUCGCCAAAGGGGCCUCAGAGAUGAUUCUCAAGAAGUGCAGCUAUGUCCUUGGCGCCCGCAGUGAAAUACUGGAGCUGACGGACGCGGAGAAGGACCGCCUGACGAAGGAGAUCAUCACGACGAUGGCGAGCGACGGUCUGCGGACAAUCAUGCUGGCGUACAUUGACUACCGGUACCGUGUUCCUCUGCUGCCCACCAACUGUCGCAUCAUCGAGGCGGACGCUGAGCCAGACUGGGAGAGCGAGGCCUCUUACCAGGGCAUGACCUGUCUGGGGGUGGUCGGCAUUGAGGACCCACUGCGCAAGGACGUCUCGGAGGCGAUCAAGAAGUGCCAGAAAGCUGGCAUCACAGUGAGAAUGGUAACCGGAGACAAUGUCGACACUGCCAGAGCAAUAGCCAACAAGUGCGGCAUCAUCAACAAGGCAAAGUCCUCGGCUGAUCUUGUCCUCGAGAGUAGAGAGUUCAACCGAACGAUCAAAAACGAAGACGGCACCGUCAAUCAGGCCAAGUUUGACACUGUUUGGCCGAGGUUGAAGGUUCUCGCUCGGAUGACGCCCACUGACAAGUACAUUCUGGUGAAGCACAUCAUCGAGAGCAAGCUGCACCCCAAUCGAGAGGUGGUCGCCGUCACCGGUGACGGCACCAAUGACGCGCCUGCCCUCAAAAUGGCCGACGUUGGCUUUGCCAUGGGCAUCGCCGGCACCGAGGUGGCCAAGGAGGCCUCUGACAUCAUCCUCACCGACGACAACUUCUCCUCCAUUGUCAAGUCGGUGAUUUGGGGGAGGAAUGUGUACGACUCCAUUGCCAAGUUCAUACAGUUCCAGCUGACGGUGAACGUGGUGGCGGUGGCCAUCGCCUUCGCCAGCGCCUGCGCCAUCUCCGAGAGUCCGCUGAAGGCGGUGCAGAUGCUCUGGGUCAAUCUGAUCAUGGACACGCUGGGCUCGUUGGCGCUCAGCACUGAACCGCCCUCGAAGGCGCUGCUGCUGCGCAAGCCGUACGGCCGCAACAAGUCCAUCAUCACGUGGACGAUGUUCGCCAUCAUCUGCUGCAAUGCCCUCUACCAGUUUGUCAUCCUCAUGCUGCUGCUCUUUGUCGGUGAGCGCUUCUUCGACAUUGACAGCGGCGUCGACCGGCCGGAACCGUCGCCCGCCUCGCAGCACUACACCAUCAUCUUCAACGCCUUCGUCCUCAUGACGCUCUUCAAUGAAAUCAACAGUCGGAAGAUCAACGGGGAGAAGAACGUCUUCUCGGGCAUUGCCUCCAAUGUCGUCUUCUGCAGCAUCUUCGUCAGCACGGCGGUCAUUCAGGUGAUCAUUGUCCAGUUCGGCGGCAUCUCUUUCUCCACCGCUCCGCUCAGUUGCAGUCAGUGGCUGUGGUGUCUGGUGCUGGGCUUUAGCAUGCUCGUCUGGAACCAGAUUAUCGUCUGGCUGAUGGUGAAACGCAAAGACUACCAGUGGGUCGAGGGCAUGGCCAACCUGUCCCGUGGAAACGGUGUCAAUGCAACAGAGCCGGCGACGGUAGGCAGCAUCACUGGCAAG
Messenger RNA from Rhagoletis zephyria (snowberry fruit fly), 2022 nucleotides. NCBI's taxonomy places the organism in Eukaryota, Metazoa, Arthropoda, Insecta, Diptera, Tephritidae. The record is from RefSeq and is a predicted model, not a curated record.